AUGGCACAGUCCAGCACUUCUCCCUACCAGCUAUACUACAACCCCUUCUCCAUCUGCUCGCUAAUGGUCCUCUACACAUUGCGCCUCAAGGGCCCGCCCCGAUCACCUGCGGACGCCGUCGAGCCCGAAGAAUGCUUCAUUGACAUCUACACGGGCGAGCAGAUGUCCGAGGUGUAUCUGGAGAAGCAUCCGAAAGGCACGGUCCCUGCCCUCCUCGCCCCGUCCCUGGGCGUCAAACUGAUCGACAGUGCGGAUAUCACACGGUACCUAUGCGAGCGGUACCCGAGCCUCCUCCCAUCCGCGCACAAGCAGACGAUUGAAUCCCUCCUCGAGCAACUCCACAACAUCUCCUAUGUGACCAUCUCGUUCAAGCCCGAGGACCGCCGGACCGAGGGCGUCAUGGAGGCCGUCGAGGAGAUCAUGGCUCGGCCUGAGACGUCGCCGAGAUAUCGUGAGAUGUUGCGGCGUAAACUGGACAACCACCGGACCAAACUCCAACAGUUCGCCUCCAAGAACCAGUCCAUCGCCACCGUCGAGGCAGAGUCUCGCGCCUACCUCUCCAAAAUCAGCGAGCUGCUCUCCAAGCAGGGGCGUGACCAGAAGUGGAUUCUCGGCGACGAUGUCGGUCCCACGGCGCUGGACGCGCACACGGUCGUCUUCGUCGCGCGACUCCUGGACGCUGAGCGCGCACAUCUGAUCCCGGACGAUGUGCUUGGGUAUGCCGGGCCAAAGUUGCGGGAAGGGGAAUGGGUGGGCAUCACGGGGGGGAAUCCGACGCUGCAUACGCUGUGGGAGAAGCAGCAGAAACAGCAGCGUCAGGAGCAGCACUAG
Molecule: messenger RNA, 831 nt
Organism: Fonsecaea nubica
Lineage: Eukaryota; Fungi; Ascomycota; Eurotiomycetes; Chaetothyriales; Herpotrichiellaceae
Exons: 3
Coding region: 1-831 (276 amino acids)
Source: RefSeq, a predicted model, not a curated record